This is a messenger RNA of Doryrhamphus excisus (bluestripe pipefish), 2917 nucleotides long. It is a transcript of the gene nampt2, whose product is annotated as nicotinamide phosphoribosyltransferase 2. The record is from RefSeq and is a predicted model, not a curated record. NCBI's taxonomy places the organism in Eukaryota, Metazoa, Chordata, Actinopteri, Syngnathiformes, Syngnathidae. Gene Ontology annotation, biological process: NAD+ biosynthetic process. Gene Ontology annotation, molecular function: nicotinamide phosphoribosyltransferase activity.
ACAACAACAAUGGCAGCUCACGACUUCAAUUUCUUGCUAGCAACGGAUUCCUACAAGGUCACUCACUACAAGCAGUACCCUCCCAACAUCAGCAAAAUCUACUCCUACUUCGAGUGUCGUCGUAAAAAAGGCUCCCAGUUCAAUGAAGUGGUGUUUUUUGGUCUCCAGUAUCUGCUGAAGAAGUAUCUCACAGGCCAAGUGAUCACAGAGGAGAAGAUCCAGGAAGCAAAGCUCUUUUACCAGUUGCACUUCAAACAGUCUGUGUUUGAUGAAGAAGGCUGGAGAAAAGUUCUUGAGAAACACGAUGGCCGACUUCCGAUCCGGAUUAAAGCUGUCCCUGAAGGCAAGAUCAUACCCAGAGGCAACGUCCUCUUUACUGUGGAAAAUACAGACCCAAGCUUCUACUGGCUCACUAACUACAUUGAGACCAUGUUGGUUCAGAUGUGGUAUCCCAUCACAGUAUCUACAGUGUCCAGAGAAUUUAAAAAGAUCCUGUCCAAGCACCUAAAGGCGACUUCCGGCAGCCUUGAAGGUCUGGACCUGAAGCUUCACGACUUUGGCUAUAGAGGCGUUUCAUCACAGGAGUCUGCGGCUCUAGGUGGAGCAGCUCAUCUCGUGAACUUCUGCAGCACUGACACAGUAGCAGGCCUUCUCAUGGCUCAGCGAUACUAUGGAUGCCCAAUGGCCGGUUUUUCCAUUCCAGCUGCUGAGCAUAGUACGAUCAUCUCCUGGGGGAAAAGCAGGGAGAAAGAAGCAUUUGAGCGCGUGCUGGAUGAGUUCUCCUCUGGGCCAGUGUCUGUGGUCAGCGACAGCUACGACAUCUUCAAUGCAUGCAAACACAUCUGGGGAGACAAGCUGAAGGAGCGUGUCAUGGAGCGUGGCCAGGACUCCCGUCUUGUCAUCCGCCCUGAUUCUGGAGACCCUGCAGAGACUCUUAUUGAGGUCAUCAAGAUCUUGGAGGAGUGUUUUGGAUGUUCCCUGAACUCUGUGGGAUACAAGGUCCUGCCUUCGUGCCUACGAAUAAUCCAGGGCGACGGCAUUGACCUCAGUUCAGUGGACCAGAUUCUUCAGAAGCUGAGUGACGAAGGCUGGAGUGCAGAGAACGUUUUCUUCGGUUGCGGCAGUUCUUUGCUUCAGAAGCUCAACAGAGAUACGCUCAGCUGUGCCUUCAAGUGCAGUUAUGUGGAGGCUAAUGGAAAGGGGAUGGAUGUAUAUAAGCAACCGGUGACCGACCCGUCUAAGGGCUCAAAGAGGGGUCGUCUUUCACUGAGAAGGAACUCUGAUGGACGUCUGGAGACGAUAGAGAGGGGAGCUGGCAAACCUGAGGAGGAUCUGCUGGUGACCGUAUUUGAGAACGGCUGCCUUGUGCAAGAUUACUCCUUGGAGGAAAUCCGCAAGAAUGCGCGACUGCGGGAUGAGGAGAUGGAGAUGACACCUACCAUACACAACCACCAGGAGGAGCUGCUGCACAACCACAUAAUCAAUGGGAUUCAUUAGAUCAGCCACUAAACCCCCCCGAGUGUGAACCUCCGUGUAGAAUUGGGGGCCUUGAGGAGAGUAUACACUAUUUUUUUAACUGUUUUGUUAUUUUUUUUUUUAGGCAGCGAGACACCAAGAGUUGGAUAUUUGAUAUGAAACGCACGAAGAACAGUACCAUCUCUGACUAUUGAUACUUGUUCUCGUGUUGACAGUAUUUUACUACACUUACAUAUAUAUGCUUUUUAAAUUUCUUUAUUUCGCUUCUGAGGUAGAAGCAGCAUUUUAAACAAAAAAAACAUGAAAAUAUUAAAUAUAAAUUUUUGUUAACCAACUGUAGUAGUAGUAGUAGUAGUUUUAGUAUUAGCAGUGCUACUUCAAUCAUUCAGUGGCACACUAUAUAUUUUUUUAAAUGUAAAAGCGUGUCUUUCAACCGGUCACAUUUAAUCCACAUGAACAGAGCAUCAAGUGCCUCCCUAAAUCCACCUGUGUAUUUUAUGAAGCUUUUAAAAUCAGUACUUUUAUUAUGAUUUGAAAUGAAAAAUCUCUGGACAUUCAGAAAUGUACAGAUUGUUUACUCUGUUACAUCGCCGUCAUGAUAGCAUAUAUAAAAGUAUUCACUGACGCCUGCUUAAUAAUCGAUAUUCUUCCUGAAGUCUCCAAGCACAACAUGAGACAGUUGUCCAAAUGAAAUGAACUUCCCAUGGAACAAUUGUAUUUUUUUUACUAGCUUGUAUAAGUAGUAUGACAUCAUAGCUUAACUCUAGAUAUGCGGUCCUACAAGCACAGCCAGCCCUACCCAAUAUGGCGCCCUAGGGGAUAUUUUACAUGGUAACCACACACACCAUACAAUAUCCAAAUAUGUAUAUAACUUUCCACACAACUCUACAUAACAUUAAUUUACAUUAUGCGUAACUAAAACCCAAUAAAGUAAUUCCAUACAAAAGCGAUAUGAAGUUCUGCUGGACUUGUCACAUGGUACCACAAGUAUGCCAGGUAUACAUUAUACUAGAAGUUUAGCAUAUCCUGGAUCUUUUCUACAUUUACAAAGUACAAGUGUUGAUUUGAGAUGUAGUUUUUAUGCUAAAAAGCAGUUUUACUUUGAAGUAGUCAUAGGAAACUCAGUUCCUGGGAUGAGACGACACACCCGAUAGGGUCUACUGGAAUGAGAUAAGACGUUACUUAAUCAUCUACUGCUUAAUUUCCGCACUUUGAGUGUAUGCAAGUGGCCCCGUCUCCACCUACAGAGAAAGACGCGGUAUAACUGACAAAAGGGCUCACUCCGUUCAUGCCGUUCUUCUAUGGAACAAACUAGAUGUGAUACUUUUAUAUAACAACCAAUACUUCUCAAAAGUCAAUUUUAAUACUAAUUUCAUUCAUCAUAUUAUUCAUUUACAUCCAUCCAUUUCCUGUACCGCUUAUCCUAACAUGUUGGAGCCUA